Ictalurus punctatus (channel catfish) is the source of this 3197-nucleotide messenger RNA. It is a transcript of the gene bin1b, whose product is annotated as bridging integrator 1b. Lineage: Eukaryota; Metazoa; Chordata; Actinopteri; Siluriformes; Ictaluridae. Gene Ontology annotation, molecular function: tau protein binding; phospholipid binding. Gene Ontology annotation, cellular component: synaptic vesicle; plasma membrane; cytoplasm. The record is from RefSeq and is a predicted model, not a curated record. Bases 182 to 1285 code for a protein of 367 amino acids. The transcript has 14 exons.
UCUCUGUCUUCACCACCCCUUUAAGAAGUUCGGCCAGCAGUGCGAGUGAACACUCGAGCCUUCUGAAGUGUGUGUGUUCACUUCAGUUCAGUUUGUUUGUUUGCUGUAAGUUUUGCGAGCCCCCUUGUUGUUCCGCUCCUUCGCGUGACUCUCCCACGGUGUCUGCCCCGAACCUCGCGCAAUGGCUGAGAUAUCGAAAGGCGUCAACGCCGGGAAAUUAGCUAGUAAUGUCCAGAAAAGGAUCAACCGGGUACAGGAGAAGAUGAUGCAGAAGCUGGGGAAGGCUGAUGAAACCAAAGACACAGCAUUUGAGGAGGGUGUGGCUAACUUCAGCAAGCAGAUGGCAGAAGGCACUAAAUUGCAGAGAGACCUGAAAGCAUACCUGGAAGCAGUCAAAACAAUGCAUGAGUGCUCGAAGCAUCUACAAGGCUGCCUAGCAGACAUGUAUGAGCCAGACUGCUUUGGAAAGGAGGAAAUGGACAUCAUCACUGAGGAUACAGAUGUUCUGUGGGGAGAUUUCCAUCAGAAGCUUGUGGACAGUGCACUCAUCUCAGUGGAUGCCUACAUGGCUCAAUUUCCUGAAAUUAAGGCACGCAUCGCUAAACGUGAAAGGAAGCUGGUGGAUUUUGAUAGUGCCAGACAUCACUUUGCCUCAGUACAGAAAAGUAAGAAGAAGGAUGAGGCCAAGAUUGCCAAGGCUGAGGAAGAGUUGGGAAAAGCCCAAAAGGUGUUUGAAGAAAUCAAUUAUGACCUUCAAGAAGAGCUCCCAUCUUUGUGGAACAGCCGUGUUGGUUUCUAUGUGACCACCUUUCAGAGUAUAGCCAGGCUGGAAGAGGAGUUCCACAGAGAGCUGGGCAAACUGAACCACAAUCUAUGUGAUAGUAUGACCAAACUUGUGGAGCAGCGACAGACUGAAAAUGCUACUAGCAAAACUACUGAGAAGAGUGAAGUAGCAGCCAACCACAAUGUCACAGCAGAGUCUGGGUCUGACAUAACUAAACCAGCAUCUAAGACACACGCAGACACAUCGGUGACCAAUGGCGGAUCUAAUAUUGAGCCUCCACCAGGAGUUCUGUACAAGGUGAAAGUGAUACAUGACUAUGCAGCCACGGACGGUGAUGAGCUGGACCUUAAAGCUGGGGACAUUGUGCUUGUAAUGCCCUUUGUCAGCCCUGAUGAGCAGGAUGAUGGAUGGUUGCUAGGUGUGAAAGAGACACACUGGCUUCAAAAUAAGGACUUUACUGCUAAAGGAGUAUUCCCUGAAAAUUUCACCCAACGUUUGUAAACAGGUUGUAGGUUGUCAAUAUUUAUGCUCCUUCUGAACUAUUUCUGCUUCAAACAUUACCUUUUUUGUUUUUUUCAUUCGCUCACUUUUACAGUCGAUUCAGUGAGUAUUCAGACCCAUUCAUUUUUUUUCCACAUUUUGAUAUGUUUCAGCCUUGUGCUAAAAUGCUUUACUUUUUCCACACCAGUCUAGACUCCAUACCCCAUAAUGACAAAGCAAAAACCAGAUGUGAAAAAAACGAAGUCGUCUGAAUACUUUCUGAAUGCACUGUAUGUCCUGUUCUCUUUUUCUUCUUGUUUGGAUAAGUAAAUCCAUCCCUAGUUUUCGUGUUAAAGAAAUUGUUUCUUGCCCUGUGAAAUACCAUGGCUAGAGGUAGAGUGCAUUAUAAAUGGAAAUUUUAUAGUAAUCUCUGAAUGUGACAUUAGUACAACCCACUUGCAUAUUGUGUUGUGUACUUUUGAACAUUUCUACUGGUCAGUUAUCUUGUGAUUGUGUAUGUAACUGGCUUUCAGAUCGAUGGUUUCAGAGAAAUACCUCCAGAAAGCAUUUAAGAAAUAUGAGUAAUGAGUGAAAUUAAUAUUUGGAGCUUGUGACUAGUUGACUAGUACCUUUCUGCUUAACUUGUGAUCUAGAAUCUUUCCUUUGCCUUACCUUGCCUUACUUAUAUUUUAGGGUUCUAUUGCACUCCUUCUAACCACCAGGAGAUGGUGUUUAACACGUGGACAUUUUCUUGUGCACAUAUACACACAUGCUGAGACCGUACAACAAAGUCAUGCGGUAGCAUAAAAUAGCAUAGUAUAAAAUACCACGAUCAGUGGCUAUCUCUCCAUUUAAUUCUUAACCACAAAGUUUGACGGUUUACACUAUACACACAGCUUCAGCUCUGAGUAAUUACAAACCAUCCUGCAUCCUGAUUCACUCACAUGCAGCCAAGGCUGUAGCUGAACACCAACUAUGUGCCCAAUGCCUCUACUUUCACAUUUAUUGACCUCUCCAACGAAAUCUUACUCCUGGCAAUGUGAAACAUAGGCCAGGACGCAGAAUGGCUCUCCACCAGAUUAGUUUAUGGAUGUCACAAAGUCUGGUUGGCACAGUCUGUGUGGUUGGACACAUGCAAUCAACCCUGAGAAAGCUAGCCUACAUGCCAGGGUCACUUGUUCGGCCUGCAGUCAAGAAAGCCCUGGAGAGAAGAGUGCAGGUUUCAGAGUCAGAAACCAAUACAACUGAAUGGAUCAGCCAUGUGGCACAUUAUACUACCACAAGCUGGCUUGUUGUCUAGACACCUGCAAAAACUCAGCUGGCCUCUUAUAAGCCCAAAAUGGACAGAUUAAUGCUGUCAGAGUCAUGGUAUAAUGGGUAUUUCAUCCUCUUGGGCACUACAGAGAGGCCUGCUUUUCCAGGAGAUCUGUGCUGCAGCUUCCUUGGCAUCGCUAUACACCUCUCAAUAGGAUGAGUACAGUGAUUCAUUCGGAACAUCUUUCUGGUCAGUUCUGGGCUGAGUUGGUCCUUGUGACAUUGUGGUAUAGGUUUUCUAGGUCUUAAACACCACCCCCUGGUGGUCACACAAAACCAGAGACAACCCAGCGGGAAUUUAGCAAUAAUGUUACAGAGACAGAUGGCCAUGAGAUGAAAAUAUUUUAUAGGAAAUACUACAUCAUAUAGUCACCAUGUGACUAUGUACUAAGUCUCAAUAUGUGUGCAUGAAAACAAAAGGUGUCCAGUGUUAAACACCGCCUUCUGACAGUUAUCCAGUGUUCAAAACCCACAGUUAUAUGUGUAACUAGCAUUUUAAAGUUUGGUUUGGUUAUUUUAUUAUAGUCAUCAGUUAUGGGAAUAAUGUGACAAUGAUUAACAACACUUGUCUGUAACAAAACCAAAUUGAUUAUACUGUAUUAAAAUGGAUUGCUAUAAA